Chrysochloris asiatica (Cape golden mole) is the source of this 1119-nucleotide messenger RNA. It is a transcript of the gene IL2RG, whose product is annotated as interleukin 2 receptor, gamma. Gene Ontology annotation, cellular component: external side of plasma membrane; membrane. The record is from RefSeq and is a predicted model, not a curated record. Lineage: Eukaryota; Metazoa; Chordata; Mammalia; Afrosoricida; Chrysochloridae. Gene Ontology annotation, molecular function: protein binding; cytokine receptor activity. Gene Ontology annotation, biological process: cytokine-mediated signaling pathway. Bases 1 to 1119 code for a protein of 372 amino acids. The transcript has 8 exons.
AUGUUGAAGCCUUCAUUGCCAUUCAGACCCCUCUUAUUCCUGCAGCUACCUCUGUUGGGGGUGGGGCUGAACCUGAUGGCCCUCACGCCCAAUGGGAAUGAAGACAGCACAGCUGAUUUCUUUCUGACCUCUAUGUCCCCUGGGUCUCUCAGUGUUUCUACCCUGCCACUCCCAGAGGUUCAGUGUUUUGUGUUCGAUGUUGAGUACAUGAACUGCACUUGGAACAGUAGCUCUGAGCCACAGCCUACCAACUUGACUCUGCACUAUUGGUACACGAAUUCUGAUAAUGAUAAAGCCCAGGAAUGUGGCUACUAUCUAUUCUCUGAACAGAUCACUUCUGGUUGUUGGUUUCAAAAAGAGGAGAUUCAUCUCUACAAAACAUUCGUCAUCCAGCUCCAGGACCCCAGGGAAUCCAAGAGGCAGGCUGUGCAGACAUUAAAGCUACAGAAUCUGGUAAUCCCCCGGGCUCCGGAAAAUCUAACACUUCGCAACCUGAGUGAAUCCCAACUAGAGCUGAGCUGGGACAACAAACACUUGGACCGUUGUUUGGAAUAUCUGGUGCAGUACUGGAGUAACCGGGACCACAGCUGGACUGAACAAUCAGUGACCCAAAGACGGAGCUUCUCUUUGCCUAGUGUGGAUGGGCAGAAACUGUACACUUUCCGUGUUCGGAGUCGCUAUAACCCACUCUGUGGCAGUGCUCAACAUUGGAGUGAAUGGAGUCACCCAAUCCAUUGGGGGAGCAAUACAUCAAAGGAGAAUCCUUCAUUGUUUGCAUGGGGAGUGUGGCUUAUCCCCCUUGGCUCCAUAGGCUUCAUUAUUAGCCUCAUCUUUGUGUACAUCUGGCUGGAAAGGGCAAUACCCCGAAUUCCCACCCUCAAGAACCUAGAGGACCUGGUUACUGAAUACCAUGGGAACUUUUUGGCCUGGAGUGGCGUUUCUAAGGGACUGGCUGAGAGUCUGCAGCCAGACUACAGUGAAAGGCUCUGCUGCGUCAGUGAAAUUCCCCCAAAAGGAGGAGCUCUAGUGGACGGGCCUGGAGGCUCUCCUAGCAGCCAGCAUAGCUCCUCCUAUUGCCUUUCUCCCACCCCAUGUUACACCUUGAAACCUGAGUCCUGA